Phalaenopsis equestris is the source of this 976-nucleotide messenger RNA. Its product is annotated as chalcone--flavonone isomerase-like. Gene Ontology annotation, biological process: flavonoid biosynthetic process. The record is from RefSeq and is a predicted model, not a curated record. The transcript is spliced from 4 exons. Lineage: Eukaryota; Viridiplantae; Streptophyta; Magnoliopsida; Asparagales; Orchidaceae. The coding region runs from base 69 to 791 and encodes 240 amino acids. Gene Ontology annotation, molecular function: chalcone isomerase activity.
UUACUCCAUUAAAUCUCCGUCCAUUCGCCCAUUCUCGCCGGAAUCCGGCCAUCUUUCACUCAAAAUCGAUGGCAGAAACAGUGGCGACGCCCAUCGAGGUGGAGGGAGUGAAGUUUCCGGCCGAGAUCUCGUCGCCGGCGACCUCGAAACCUCUAUUUCUCGGUGGCGCAGGGGCGAGGGGUAUAGAAGUUGGAGGAAAGUUUUUAGCCGUAACCGCGAUCGGAGUGUACUUGGAAGCGGCGGUGAUUCCGGCGAUCGCAGGAAAAUGGACGGGGAAGAAGGCGGAGAAGCUCACUGAUUCGGUUGACUUUUACCGAGACAUUAUUACAGGUUCCUUUGAGAAGCUGACGAGAGUGACGAUGCUGCUGCCAUUAACGGGUCAACAGUACUCCGAGAAGGUCUCCGGGAACUGCGUCGCCGCAUGGAAAGCCGCCGGAGAAUACACAGAGGAAGAAGCAACGGCCAUUAAUAAGUUUCUGGAAAUCUUCAAGCCUAAGAACUUUCUUCCAGGCACCUCCAUCAUCUUCACUCAUUCCCCUCAUGGCUCUCUCACUAUUGGAUUUUUGGAGGGGGAUGGCGUUCCUGUGGCUGAGACUGAUGUGAUAGAGAGCAAGAAGCUGACGAAUGCGGUGUUGGAAUCCAUUAUAGGGGAGAAUGGAGUUUCUCCCGCUGCGAAACAGAGCCUGGCUCGGAGGUUUUCAGAGCUUCUGAAUAAGAAAGAAGACCAAGAAGAAGAAGAUGGGAUUUUGGAUGUGGAGAAAGCCAAGUUAGGGCAAGAUGGAGUCGUUUGAUUUUUUUCUGUAAUUUUACUUCGUUUAUUGCAUCACGCUUUAUGCGGAAUAAUUGAGGUUUGUUUGUUUGAAGAAGGGUUGAGGAAAUUUCAUAAAGAAUUUAUGAUUUGGUUAUAAAGUAGCUUUCACAAGCUAAACUGUCAGUUUGGAAUGGUCUGCAGAAGUAGCUGCUAGAGGAAAAUAGU